UCAUUCGGAAUCCAAAUUGCAUUGGUGUUGUGUUUGUAGUACUGGAAAGUUAACCGCUCUGAUGUUCAGCUGCUAGACGAGGCAGCUGUGAGGUGGUAGUGUUGAGAACGCCAUGUAAAUCUUCGAAGCAUAUUUAGCUCACGAACUCAAUUAUAAUUUACUCAAUAUAUUUAUUUUGAUGAUUCAUUGAGCUGUACAAUGACUAUAAUAGUAUUUCUGAUAGAUACGUCAGCUUCAAUGAAUCAAAGGGCUUAUUUAGGUGGACGCCCAACACUACUUGACGUAGCCAAGGGCGCAGUAGAAACAUUUGUCAAGGUAAGGCAGAGAUCCCCAGAAAGUAGAGGAGACAGAUAUAUGUUGAUGACUUUUGAAGAUCCGCCGUCAAAUAUCAAGGCUGGCUGGAAGGAAAAUCUGGCAACAUUUAUGAAUGAGCUGAAAAACCUGCAGUGCUUUGGAAUGACAACGAUGGGCGCUGCUUUGAAGCACACAUUCGACUUGUUGAACAUGAAUCGAAUGCAAACUGGUAUCGAUACUUAUGGACAGGGCAGGUGUCCAUUCUACCUGGAGCCGUCUGUUAUCGUUGUUAUUACUGAUGGAGGUAAACUCUCAAAUGCUAGCGGUGUUCAGGAAGAUUUCAACCUGCCAAUGCACGCGCCGAUUCCCGGGUCUGAGAUGACCCGCGAGCCGUUCCGGUGGGACCAGCGCCUGUUCUCGCUCGUGCUGCGUCUGUCGGGCACGCCGGCCGUCGACCGGGACUCGGGCCUCGGCCUCGUGCCAAGCGACUCGUCGCCAAUCGACGCCAUGUGUGAAGUCACCGGAGGACGUUCAUACUCGAUAACAUCGCAUAGGAUGCUGAUGCAGUGCAUAGACAGCUUGGUGCAGAAAGUUCAAAGUGGAGUAGUUAUUAAUUUUGAAAAACGGGGACCUGAUCCGCCUCCAAUCACCACUGAUGGCAAAGAUAAUCAAGACUAUGGUGUAGACAGUGAGUCUGAAAUGGAUUGCAGAGAUUGGGAUAAAGAAAUAAUAAAUCCAAGUAACCAGAAUGAAAUGCCUAUGAAGCUUUUCUCCAAUCAGAAUGGGGCUCGACCAAAUAGCAAUGGAACAAGCACACCAGUGGGCUCUGGGCCCACGUUGAACAAUACGGCCUGGCACAGCUGUCGUCGAUUGAUCUAUGUUCCUAGAUCUGCUCAAAAAGGCUUUGCCGUGGGAUUCUGGCCUAUCCCCGAAUCAUUUUGGCCUGACCUUACUGCCUCUUCUCUGCCUCCUCGUUCAGCUCAUCCAAAUGUAAAAUUUACUUGCACAAGUCAAGAACCGAUGGUGAUUGAAAAUUUGCCUUUUGAUAAAUAUGAAUUGGAACCAAGUCCUUUAACUCAAUUUAUACUUGCAAGAAAACAACCAACUGUCUGUUGGCAGGUUUUUGUACCAAACAGCUUUAAAAACUCUGAAGUCGGACAUCCGUUUGGAUAUCUGAAAGCCAGUACAAAUCUCACAUGUGUAAACUUGUUCGUGAUGCCUUAUAACUAUCCUGUACUUCUUCCUUUACUUGAUGAAUUAUUCAAAGUGCAUAGACAAAAGUUCACCCAAGAAUGGCGAACACAAUUCUCUAAUUAUUUAAGAACCAUGCCUGCAUAUUAUGCUGCGCCUUUAAGAAGAGCUUUACAAAGGAUGGGUUUGUCCAUGGCGUUGGCCCAGCAACUUAUUCCAGAAAACCAUGACAAUUGCCUUAAUUACAGUGUUUUAAACUAUCUGAAGAGGUUAAAAAACCAGGCUAAAAUGGAAUAUGACCGGGUUUGCAGCGAAGUAGGAAGUAAACAAAUAACCGUAAAUAAAUCGAAUUCUUCAUCAUCUUCUGCAAAUGAAGGUGUAAGAGUUAUGAAUAGAAACCCAUUAAAAAAAGAACUCGUCUCUCAUCCUCUACUACAAGAUAAGUUUACUGCGCUACGUGACCAGUUGAAUGAAUUCAACGGAUUUAUUGUUGGAGUGGUGAGGAAUCGUAACCAGCAAUAUCGACCCGGAGGGCAAAGUUUUCGAAAUCCUUUUGAUAUUCCUCGACGAAAUUUACUUGAUCAAGUACUUAGGAUGCGUGCCAAUUUUCUCCAACCUGCCUUAUCUCAUACAAAACUUGUAGAUGAUGAUAAUCUACAUAGUAUGCCAGUUAGUCAAAUGGGAAAUUAUCAGGAAUAUCUAAAGAAAAUGCAACCGUCUCUAAGAGAAGUCGAAUCCACACCAGUGCGUCAACAUAUGUUUGGAAAUCCAUUCAAAAUAGAUAAGAGAAUGAUGGUUGACGAAGCUGACAUAGAUCUGGUGGGAGGCAGUUCCCCGCACCGGACGGGCACAAAAAGAAAUGCAGGGGAUGCGAUUUCGUCGCCGCGACCGACCAGCAAGAGAAAACCGGGUCCGAUACCGAAAGAUGUGCUGGUGCGGAGGCCGUGUCCGAGCCCCUCCCCUCCCCCGUCGCCUGCCUCGCCCCCGCCGCCUGCUUCUCCCCCCACACCUCCGCCCCCUCCGGCGCUGGUGCCAGCUGUUGUCGAUAGCCAGCUAGAUGGUAGCCCCGCCUCCGUCUCCGCACCUACGAUACCGGACAGUCCCCGCUCGCCGUCCCCUCCCCUGUCCCGUGGCGACAUGCCGCCUCCCGUACUGCAGCCGUACGACGGCCUUCCCGCUGCCGCCCCCGCGGCGGAGGUGUUGUCGCCUCCUCCGCUCACCCCUAUCACCUCCCAGCAACCCCCGCCCCCUCCCACCAUUCCCACCCUCACCCCCAUCUACGACGAGCCUGUCCAGUGGAACAAUGUUUCAAACCAUCUAGAAGAAAGUAGCGCGGCGCCGCAAUCCAACCAUGUGUCCUUGUCGGCCAUCAUCAAUAAUAUCUCCACUGUCAACGACAUAUCUAGGCGAGAACUAAUAGACAUAAGGAACCAUAAUCUUAGCCUUAAAAAACUCGCUUACAAAGAAGUAAGGAGGCCAGGCAAAAAUUACGCGCCUUUACUUAAACAUUUGGAAAAUAUCAAAGGAAAUACUGAGGAUCGUGUCUCUUUCCUUAAAGAUAUUAUUAAUGAAUGUUUGCGUUUCAAACGCACAAAAAUGGCAAAUAAGGUGGAAGAGGUUCUUCAAAAUGUGAUGUCAACACAAAUGUUUCGCACGGCAAACAAUGGGACCACCUAGAAUCAACAUUCAAUGUUUCGUUUGAUUUUACUUUAUUCUCAUUCAAUGAUAUUAUGCGCUUAAAACUUGAAGUUUUAUGUAGAGAGCUAGGGACUGUACAGCGAUUAACUGACUCUUACAUAUUUGUAAAUAAUGUAGAUAUGUACAACUGAAUAGUAUUAAACAAUUUAUAGACUUUUACAUGAACAUGGAAUAAAUUCUAUUCUAAUACAUGCCUUGAAACAUGUUUUUUGGAAACAUACAAAACUUUAUCAAAGAAUUUCUAGUUUUCUUUAUUGAUGGAAACGAAUGGCUGAUGAUGUUGUUACUGUUUUUCAUCUGAGCGGAUCGCAUUGUUCUUUUCAUGUUUUAUCACGUCUUUUUCAUGCCAAAGUAGUGCUUUUUCCAAUUCGGUAGAAUAUUUCACUUCAUUCGAAACUUGUUUGUAGGAAUAAAAAUUGACGCUUAUUUUAAUGAAAUCUUCAGCAAUUCUUGUAAACUUUUCAAAAAUGUUUUUAUUAAUAAAAAAUAUUUUCAAUCAACAACAAAUCAAUUCCUAGUUUUAACUGAUGUUCAUCAAUGUCUCAUUUUCUUAGUCCCCUCCAAUUUGUUACUUGAACAUGUUUUUAUAUAUUUGGUUAAUAAACUGGGUAUUCACUAUUCAA
Molecule: messenger RNA, 3806 nt
Organism: Nilaparvata lugens (brown planthopper)
Lineage: Eukaryota; Metazoa; Arthropoda; Insecta; Hemiptera; Delphacidae
Gene: IntS6
Product: integrator complex subunit 6
Exons: 16
Coding region: 199-3162 (987 amino acids)
Biological process (GO): snRNA 3'-end processing
Cellular component (GO): integrator complex
Source: RefSeq, a predicted model, not a curated record